UUUCAGCACUGAAAAUGUUCGAACGGCAAACUGGAAAUGGGAAUGGCAACAAAAUGAAUAUGAGGAUAGUGAUUCUCGAUGAAUUGUUGAGCAGAGAAAUGGAUGGAAGCAACGAUGGAUCGUCAGCAAGAGUAAAUUCAUUGAAGCACGUGAUAAAAAGGAACAAAAUGGAUAUGGCAGACGAUGCACCAUCUUCGUUGGAUCUAAUGAGACGGAUUUUCCAAGCGGAAAUAUCGAGAGAAAUCCAUCAGAUUAUGGAGAGGCAUACUAGAACAACGCUAUUACCAGCUAUCGAAAAUCUCCGCAAAAAUGGGCAUGUUGUUGACGAAUCAGUUUUGAAUGGUUUGUACUGUAACAUUUUGGAGGCUGCAAAGAAGCCAUAUCAAAAAGAUCCGGAGCCUAUGCCACCGAUUUGUACAAAUGGAAAUGGGUUCCUUGAUAUCAACAGUCAAGAACAUGAGAAUAAUUUAAAGAGAGGAUACGAAUCGGAUAGCUCAGACGUGUCUGGAGUCAGCCACUGCUCCGAUGCUAAAAGACGACGAGGUCGUCCACGUAAAGAUGAAGAAGCAUAUCGACUAGAAAUGACGCCACCGACAAUGAACGAAGUCAUUCGGUGGAAUCCGGACAGAAUCGAUGUGAACACCCGUUUUAUAACGGCGACAAAAAUUGCGCAAGUGAUGGGAAUGCCCCCGUCGAUUCUGUUCAACAAGUAUCCACGAAUGUUUAGAUAUUCCUGCGAUGAAGAUGACAAAAAUAUUCUACAUGAGCAAAAUCUUCUCAUCAGGGCACCCGGUAGAUGCUAUCUUCUGGUUGCAGAAGAUGCUCGUCAGCUAGUUCCCUCCACUUACUUCCAAGAUGUCCUCAACGUCUCAUUCCUCAUCUCCGAGCCACUGCUAUCAAAAAUUCGCCAAAAAGCGGCAUCAACCUACGAGAAGUACAAAGUCUUUCUGCCCACACAACCGAAUAAUUAUCUCUGAAAUGUUUCUAGUCGUUUUUGUAUUUUAAAGCACAUUCCCAAUUCUGAAUACUUUUCUGAAAUCCAUGAAAUGGAACUUGAAUCCAGUUUUCACUAAAACGACCUCAUACACUUUCUCUCGUAUCCUCAAAAUAUCUAUGACAUUAUCAUUAGCUUCGCUAGUUUCAUUUCUUUCAAAUAUUAUGCAUUCUUAAAUUCCGAUACCCGCGUGCAAAAGUGCUCUAUUGAGCAACUUUGGGAUCAUAUGUACACACCAAUGCCCUUUUCCCAAAUCUUUUCCUGUCCUUUUCUCUAAAAACAAUAAAUCCAUGCCUAUUCC
This is a messenger RNA of Caenorhabditis elegans, 1295 nucleotides long. It is a transcript of the gene saeg-2, whose product is annotated as Suppressor of activated egl-4 protein 2. The transcript has 6 exons. Gene Ontology annotation, molecular function: DNA binding. The record is from RefSeq and is marked reviewed. Lineage: Eukaryota; Metazoa; Nematoda; Chromadorea; Rhabditida; Rhabditidae. Gene Ontology annotation, cellular component: nucleus. Bases 60 to 977 code for a protein of 305 amino acids.